AUACAUACAUACAAUUGGAAUAAUACAUACAUAUAUUUAUUAAAUAAAAACUUAAUUAAAGUUUACAAUAUUUUAUAAAGAGGAGGGAUAAAAAUGACUUCAAGUAUUGGGAAUCCAUUGAAAAAAGCAAUGCGGAAAGCUGUCAGUAAAAAAACAAGUCAAUUAUCAUUGGAGGCAAUUAAAAAGCAAUCAGAGGAAAUUCGUAAUAAGAUUAUUUCAUCUGAAUUAUUUAAAAAAUCAGAACGGAUAUGUGUGUAUUUGAGUACCCCAACUGAGGUUGAUACAAUUGGUAUUCUUGAAGAGAUGUUCAAAUUUGGCAAAAAGGUUUUUGUUCCAGCAUAUCAUGGAAAAUCAAUGGAAAUGUUACUUAUUAAGGACAUGAAUGACUAUGAAUCUCUUUCAAUAACAAAAUGGAAUAUAAAACAACCUAAUUAUAAGGAUAAUCGGGAAAAUGCCUUAGCAACAGGUUUAGAUUUAUUUUUAAUGCCUGGUGUAGGAUUUUCAAUAGAAGGUGGACGUCUCGGUCAUGGAAUGGGCUAUUAUGAUAAAUAUUUAAAGAGAUACUUUGAAAAAUAUCCUGAAAAUUUAUUAAUGAAAAAUCUUAAAGAUUUAAAUAGUAAAAAUCUUGAAUUAAAUAAUAAAACGAUAUUAAUUGGCCUAGCAUUUAAAGAACAAAUUUUAGAAGAAAAUGAAAUUCCAUUAGAAGAACAUGAUUUCCGUUUAAAUUAUAUUUGUACUGUGUAGACGAAAAGUAAAUAAAAAUUAAAGUAUAUAAAUAUAUUAAAGUACCUAGAAGGACUAAC
Messenger RNA from Condylostylus longicornis, 803 nucleotides. RefSeq names its product 5-formyltetrahydrofolate cyclo-ligase (gene Mthfs). NCBI's taxonomy places the organism in Eukaryota, Metazoa, Arthropoda, Insecta, Diptera, Dolichopodidae. Gene Ontology annotation, biological process: tetrahydrofolate interconversion; folic acid-containing compound biosynthetic process. The coding region runs from base 94 to 744 and encodes 216 amino acids. Gene Ontology annotation, cellular component: mitochondrion. The record is from RefSeq and is a predicted model, not a curated record. The transcript has 5 exons. Gene Ontology annotation, molecular function: 5-formyltetrahydrofolate cyclo-ligase activity.